Molecule: messenger RNA, 2630 nt
Organism: Tribolium castaneum (red flour beetle)
Lineage: Eukaryota; Metazoa; Arthropoda; Insecta; Coleoptera; Tenebrionidae
Gene: lute
Product: lute
Exons: 7
Coding region: 382-2067 (561 amino acids)
Biological process (GO): neurogenesis
Cellular component (GO): cytosol
Molecular function (GO): protein binding
Source: RefSeq, a predicted model, not a curated record
GCUUUAUGCCGGAGUACCGUCAGUUCAUGUGAUUGUUUCGACCAAGUGAGAGUGCUCGAGUGGUGCUUCGCUUGGUGAUAGUUUGUAGUCUGCAGCGAUUUCCCAAAAAAUUGCGAAUUUCUGCAGAAGUGCAAAGACACGUCGUGGCUUUUUCGAAAAAGUGAGUGCCCCAAAAAGCGGCCUUGCACGCGUGCGUGUGCAAAUUUGCUCGGUUAAUUGGCCAAACAAAAUAUUAGUGUACCACUAAGCGAUUUUUCUGUCGCAAUUGCGCCUCAAAAUUGCACACACACUUCCAAAUGACAAUAUUUGCGUGAUCAGCCUUCGAGCGCUUCAGUACUUAAAACACGCCUUCCAACCCAUGUUUUAAGCGAUCUUUUUGCUAUGCUGGGUGCCGAGCAAGCUGGGCUGAAUGCUGGGCGUCACGCUUUGGCCUGGGUACUAGGUCAGACCGAUAUUUGGUACCUAUUGUACCGGUGCGCUAAUUACGUUAGCAAGGGGCACGGUCAGUCACCCAGCAGUGUCUCCAUCCUGGACAACCUUUUCACCCUGGACGAGGACCAUUUGGACUACCAGGACGAAGACGAUCUCAACAACCAGUUCCUCAUCCAAGGCAGAGCAGAAACCCUCAACAAUGGGGCCCUCAGUCUCUCCCCGCCGCACAUCAUCUCCCAACGAGAAAACUUGCAGGUGAUGCAACCUGCAAGUGCCCCCGGCUCGCCCCCUUCUAGUCCUUGUGUCUCGCCCACGGGGCCCCCAGGCACCCUCGACCCCAACUGGCAGGCCAGCAAGCCCACGGUUCGGGAACGCAACGCCGCUAUGUUCAACAAUGACCUAAUGGCGGACGUGCGGUUCAUUGUUGGCAGCCCUGGCGCCACUCAGGACAUCCCCGCACACAAAUACGUCCUGGCGACCGGAAGUUCCGUCUUCUAUGCCAUGUUUUACGGCGGACUGGCCGAAUGCAAGGAGGAAAUCGAAGUACCUGACGUCGAACCGUCUGCGUUUCUCACCUUACUCAAAUAUUUAUACUGUGAUGAGAUCCAGCUGGAAGCGGACACGGUUCUUGCAACUUUAUACGUAGCGAAAAAAUAUAUCGUUCCGCAUUUGGCGCGUGCCUGUGUGAACUAUCUCGAAACUAGUCUGACUGCGAAAAACGCCUGUCUCUUGUUGAGUCAAUCGCGUCUUUUCGAAGAACCGGAACUGAUGCAACGAUGUUGGGAGGUGAUUGACGCUCAGGCCGAGAUGGCGUUAAAAUCGGAGGGCUUCGUCGACAUUGACAUGUCAACCCUCGAGUCGGUCCUGGCCCGAGAGACUUUAAAUUGCAAAGAGAUGAAUUUACUAGAGGCAGCUUUGAACUGGGCGGGGGCCGAAUGCGCCCGUCAAGACGUCGAACCCACCCCACAAAACAAACGAGCGGUGUUGGGCAACGCCCUCUACCUGAUACGAAUCCCGACGAUGACACUUGACGAAUUCGCAAACGGUGCUGCACAAAUGGGCAUUCUGACGCAAGAAGAGACUAUAAAUAUUUUCUUUCAUUUUACAGCGAAUAACAAACCCAGUCUGCAGUACCCCAUCAAGCCGCGCGCCGGACUGAAAUCGCAGGUGUGCCACCGGUUCCAAUCGUGUGCCUACAGGUCGAACCAGUGGCGGUAUAGAGGACGCUGCGACAGCAUCCAGUUUUCGGUCGACCGCCGCAUUUUCGUGGUCGGUUUCGGGCUUUACGGCUCGUCGAACGGCGCUGCCGAUUAUAGCGUUAAAAUCGAACUGAAGCGCUUAGGUCGCGUUUUGGCCGAAAACAACACUCAGUUUUUCUCAGAUGGUUCUAGCAAUACGUUUCAUGUGUACUUCGACAAUCCGAUACAAAUCGAACCCGAGUCGUUUUACACGGCUUCGGCCAUCCUAGACGGCGGCGAAUUGAGUUAUUUCGGACAGGAGGGUAUGAGUGAGGUGACUGUUGGCCAAGUGACGUUUCAAUUUCAAUGUUCCUCGGAAAGUACAAACGGAACAGGAGUACAAGGAGGUCAAAUUCCGGAACUUAUUUUUUACGGACCGGCGUAUGAAGAACACUAGGACGUGUAGGGUUUUUGUUCGGGCGUUAUGCGAAUUGUUUACUUUCUGUUUGUUUAAAGUGCUGUGAAUUAAGGGACUUUUUAUUUAUGAUUUAAUGUUAAGGUGAUGUUUUUUUACUUGAUUUUUUGUUUGUAAUAACGAAACUGGAUAUCUCCAAAAGAUGUUGUGUUCACACAUAUGAAAUACAAAUACUGUAAAUAGUUUGUUUAAAAAAUAUAUAAUACUAAAAUGAUAUAUUCCCGUAAGAAAGCUUAAUCAUUAGAUAUUUUUCGAAAUGUCUUACAGAUUUUUGCCUCUCAAGUGAUAACCAUGUACUGUUUUGAGGUUUAGGUUUGAGUCAGACGAGUCCAUGUAUUAACCAAACAGGGUUCGAUGAAUACAGACGUGUAAAAGUAGCUUAGCUUUUUUUAUUUACUGUUUUGUUAUUACGAGAAGAUUUCCAGAGUAACUACUAGCAUAGCAAUAUUUAUACGGCAAACAUUUGCUUACAUUGCCAUGAUAUUCGUUACUACUUAUGUGAUACAACAAAUAAUUUGAUAAAAUAUAUAUCUUGGUAGUUUCAA